UCAAGGAGACAUAACUCAUAUUUUCAAUUUUAAGUUACAAAAAUAACCAGGAGAAGUAGUUUCAGCUGACAUAUUCUUUAUUAUUUUUUCAAUGUUUCUUAGUACAUUGCGAAACCAAUUGAAAACUCUCGAUCCAAUGAUGUUCAUGGGAAAUUGUGAAGGACCUAGUGUUGUUAGACAAGAAAAACAUAAGAAAAAUAAAUCAAAUGUUGUGCCAGCCCUACAUGCUGUAAAAUGGCAGCGGAUCAUACUGGAUGAGGCACACUAUAUAAUAUCACUCAAGCAGUGUUUGCUUUAGAAUCUACCUACAAAUGGGCAUUAAGUGGCACUCCAUUUCAGAAUCGUCCUGGAGAGUUGUAACCUCUGAAAUUUCAUGUACCGGACUUUGCAAAGAUAUUUUUGGGAAAUUGCGUCAUUCUGAAGAACUAGGAAAUCUUGUCAACUGGGCUUCUGAGUACUUAAAUGAUAGAAGAAGCAUAAGCUAUAUGAUUGAUCCAAGUUUACAAUCAUUCAAAGACAGCGAACUCGACGUGAUCUGUGAGGUGAUUCAAGGGUGUAUUCAACCUGAACCGAAGUUAAGGCCAACAAUGAAAGACAUAACUUCGAAAUUUAGAGAAGUGGUUAAUGUGUAACACCAGAGCAAGCUUCUCCAAGGCUUUCUCCAUUAUGGUGGGCUGAAAAGAUGUCAUAAAGAGAUGUUUGAAAUUUGUUAUGAACCUACUUGUGUUUUUUCAACAUUACUAAAACUCAUUCAAAACAAUUGUCAACAAUAGAUAUUUGUAUCA
Messenger RNA from Vicia villosa (hairy vetch), 785 nucleotides. Its product is annotated as protein MALE DISCOVERER 2-like. The record is from RefSeq and is a predicted model, not a curated record. Bases 312 to 632 code for a protein of 106 amino acids. The transcript has 4 exons. Lineage: Eukaryota; Viridiplantae; Streptophyta; Magnoliopsida; Fabales; Fabaceae.